Leguminivora glycinivorella is the source of this 4404-nucleotide messenger RNA. RefSeq names its product stathmin-4 (gene stai). Gene Ontology annotation, biological process: microtubule depolymerization; regulation of microtubule polymerization or depolymerization; neuron projection development. The record is from RefSeq and is a predicted model, not a curated record. Lineage: Eukaryota; Metazoa; Arthropoda; Insecta; Lepidoptera; Tortricidae. Gene Ontology annotation, cellular component: neuron projection; cytoplasm. Gene Ontology annotation, molecular function: tubulin binding. The transcript is spliced from 8 exons. Bases 64 to 1074 code for a protein of 336 amino acids.
AGUCGCGCAGUCCGCCCGCGCUGCGACUCUGUUCCGUUAGAUAGUCAAUUUGAAUCCUUCACCAUGCUGAUAGGACUCGUUCGGGACUCGGUGCUGCAGUGCUUCUGCCACUCGUGCAGAGCGCCAGUCCUGCCUGCAGCACACCGGCGCUCGGCACCAGUCAAGAAACCAGUGGGUAAACCAAGGACGAAGCAACCAAAGAAGGUCAAAUUCAUAACUACCGAAAUCCGCUGCCAGGAGAUGUCGAAGGGAGGGCUGGCGUACGAGGUGAUCCUCGCGGAGCCCGUGGGUGUGCCCGUGCCGCGCCGCGCCGACUCGCCCGAGAAGACCCCGUCUGUUGAGGAGAUCCAGGAGAAAUUGAAGGCUGCUGAGGAGAGGAGACGUAGUUUGGAAGCCAGUAAAAUGGCCGUGAUCGCCCAGAAGAUGGCCAAGAUCGAGGAGGCGUCGAAGUUCCGCAGCGAACAGACCAACAACUUCAUCGCCAGCACCAAGGAGGCGCUGGACGCCAAGAUGGACUCCCACGAGGAGAAGCGCGAGGCCUACAUUAACGAGCUGCGGGCUCGGCUUAAGGACCACCUCGAGGGCGUUGAGAAGACAAGGUUGACCCUGGAGCAGCAGACGGCCGAGGUGUACAAGGCCAUCGAGGAGAAGAUGAACACGGCGGCCGCGCAGCGCGACGAGAACAUCAAGAAGAUGCUCGAGCGCCUGCGCGAACACGAAGAGCAGGUGCGCAAGGUCCGCGCCGGCAACCAGGAGCGGUUCCAGCAGCUCGAGACCUCCAUCCAGGACAAGCUGCAGCAGGCUGAGGAGCGCCGCCUCGCUCGCGACGCCGAGCAGCGCGAGAAACGGCGCCACCAUAACGCAAAGAUCGAGGACGCGCGCGCGACCGUCACGGCCAAAGUUGAAGAGAUUACGAAGGACAUCGAGACCAAGCUCACCGCCGCUGAGCAGAAACGAGAGCAGGAGAUACAGAAGAAACUCGCCUUCGUUAAGGAGGAGGAGCGGCGCGCGGAGCUGGUGCGGCAGAACAAGAGCGCCCGCGCCGAGAGCGAGCCGGCGCCAUCUUGCGGCUAGACACACACACACGCACCGACUCGCACCGCCCACACGUUCCACAUUCAAACAUCAACCACAUACGGUCAUAUCUAAAUGAGAUGUUAGUCAAGAAUCUACUAAUCACGUUUGAAACAAAACAACAACACCAAGGGCCAGUUGCAUCAACCACAGUUAACAGGCACAUCGAGGUCACGCAACAGUAGUCUCAAGAACAUUCCCAUACAAAAUGAAUUGCGAAUUUUAAAUGCGGUGACAGACGGUGUGGUGCAACCGACCUUAAGGGUUGUUUGUAUGAGAAUAAUUCACUAUUGAGACAUUGGACUAUGGUUAGUGCAACUGGCCCUUAUACAUCCAGUAUUUAAUAGAAAUAGAUAGAAUUAUUAACAGUAUACACAACUACUUAUUGCAAAACGUGUAUUCACAGUCAUUUGAAUAGGAUACCUAGCCAACUCUAGUCCAUUAAAUAUUAUUUAAGUGUAUUAGAGGCUUUUUAAUCGUAAAAUGUGGCGGUGCAUAUUAAAAUUGGUUACAUAAUUUUAAUGUGUUGUCACAAACAACGAUGAAGGAUUCCAAAGUAAUACAUAAUGGGCUAAGGUUACAUCUAACUUGAAGUAUUUAAAUAAUUCUGGACAACGUGUCAUGUCUUGAAAAAGUAGCUGCACAUAGAUUUUUACAUCACAUUACUUAUAUUGUGCGACAUGAUCUUGUCCGGUUUCCUUGAAAAUCAAAUUGUUUGUGGUUUAGUUUGGGCUGUCGUAGUGAUCCUGUUAGAUCAACUUAUCGGUAACAUGGCAGCUCUCCUAAUGCAUGAACAUGAUUACUGCUUCCAUGUUGAAAAUAAGUUGAUAUGUGGAACUACUGCGUCGAGUCAUGGUGUUAGAACUGGUGCGUCCCGCUUACGCUCAUGGUCACGCUUCAAUCAAACAUUUUAAUUUAUAACUAUUUCAUUUCAUCAUGGCAAUUUUGCUGAGGCCUCAUAUCGUGAUCUCAAUUACUCCUACCCGGUUUUAUACGUGAACCUUCAUCUAAAGCUGAAAUCGAAAGGAAAUCAUGCAAAAAUAAUUUUUAAAAAGUUCAUUCAAGUUUUAAAGAAUUUUGAGCGGGCGUUCGGGAAAAUCCCCAUAGUUAUAGACUUAUAUCAUUAUUUUAAAUGUUUAUCAUACGCGGCAGUAUUUUUAGGAACGUAUAAUAAAGUUAAUGUAAUUUAAGUUUCCACAUUCGUAUCGAUAAUUCGCCAUUGCUACCGACUGUGUGUAUUAUCGGACCGAAAAUGAUUGUAUGGAUCAACGAUCUGAUGGGACAUGUCACUGGUUACCUAUUUAGACGUGAUUUAGUUAUUUUUUUCUCCAUUAUUAAGAUGGAAUUAUGACAUGUGUUAAAUUACCAGUGGCAUGUUCUGUAGAUGUUAGUAAUAUCAGAACAACGUUGUUUAAAAUACAUGAUAAUUCAAGAGUUUGUCACAUGUAUUAUAUGACGUUAAAUGUUAGGAUAUUAUUCACACUGGACAUAGCAACCAAAACUUACAUAUUUUACAUUAUAACACUAAUAUAUCAUUAACGAUUCUCUUUUAAGACAAUCUAAAUGGAUAUAAAGGCAGAUAAUAUCAAAAUACAGUUUUGAAUUUCAAGUUUUUGGUCUGCAAUGUUCAGAAAUAUAAGAUUGUUGGUCGUGGGUGUGUGGCUGGUUGUGUCGGCUCUAAAGCCUAUUUGAAUAUAUCCGGAUAUGUUUGUAUAUAUUCAAAUUUUUUCUUUGGCAGAUAUCAUAAUAUUGUAGUUGAGUAAACCCAGCUACAAAUUUACUAGGAAAUAUGUGUAGUAACUAAUUUGUUGUAUUUGCAAAAAAAAUUAACAAUAAAAUUACAAGUCUGUAACAGUGGCGCCCUCUCGGCGACUAGGGUGCACAUACGUUUUCUAAUGAACCCAAUCAAGUCCCAAUUUGUGCAAUCCAAUCGAUCUCUCGUUUUGAGGACCAAAUCAAUAUAAUGACACAAAUUAAAAACCUCUUGGGGUUUGACAAUUUUCCUUGUAUAAUGGCUCGCGCUAGAGGUUAAUUCAGUAUUUGAAAUGUGCUAACAAAUAUUAUGAUAUCUACGGCCGACUCGCCAGCGUUGGACAGAGCUCACUCGAUCUCAAAGAAACAAUAAAAAUAGAAGUGCCUCACUAUUUCAUAAUCGGCUCUCUGAUAUCAAUAGAAUGUAAAAACUGCCUUUCAUAGCGUUUUAUAUUUUUUUAAAGGUAGUGGGGCUGAGUCGGGCACGGCUUCUGUGAUGUUUCGCUCUAGUGAUAUGUGUAUCGACUUCGGUUAGGCACAAAUUAUAUCGAUACUUUUAAGCGCAGAAGUGUAAACUUUUAGACAUGCGGGCUUUGGAUUUGAAGUGCAUUUUAUAGUUCAUGACAAAAAAAGAUGCGUUUUGAUUUAUAGAAAACGGUUUUUAUAACCUACGGCAGCUUUUGGGUGCAACAUUCGUGUAGUAAUUUCUAAACAUCAGUGCAAAUUGCUAUAAAUUCUUAUUUUCCCGCAUGUAUAUUAGUUUAUUGAUCUGUUUUAAGUUACGGAGAGGAUCCUGUAUUUUAUAGUAUGUUUUCGCGAUUCAGUUAGGGUCAGUGGAAGGAUAAUAAUUGUAUAUAAGUAAGAGUCGGUAUCGCUUGCCGCGGAGGCUUCGCUCGGUGUCCUAAUAAGGACUAGUGUAAGCAGAGACCGGAUGAAGAAUGCUAAUGUCAAGAUUUAACGUUCCUUGGAGAAAAGUUCUCUCUCAAUUUAAAAAAAAAGUUCAGUUGAUACCGCUGUGGUCCUAGGGACUGACAGUGUUAAAUCUAUUGUGAAAUGGUUAGUUUUGAGGAACGGAAAUUGUGAAUUAGCAUUCUGUUUUAAUUGGGUCAAAAUUAUUUUAUUUGUCUUGUUUUUGAUGACACGGUUUGAUUUGUUUUAACUAUAAAAUAAAUAAAUACAGUCUGUCAAGCCAGUUUGUUAGAACAAAAUUGCGGAAAAUUCAAAAUUUGCAACGAAAUCUUUUCGCUUACAUUUUUGAAUUUUUCGUACUUUUUCUACUAGCGUAAUGGUUUGACAAACUAUAUUAUGUCCAAACUACAAGACAAUGUUAUAAUGUUGACCUAAUAAUCGGCUCUGGUGUAAGUACCUACUAGCUUGUGUAACCUGACCAAUCGCCUUGGGUAUUGUGACGCCUUUUUCUCACGAUCGGGAAUCAUGUAUGCGAGAAGCUUGUCGGUCUAGUACCGUAUGUUUAGUUAUUUUAUAUUUUUAUGUCUUGAUGUGCUUCGGUUCGUGAGCAGUUGAAGUACUUUUAGUAGUUUCAUUGUCGUAUUGAAUAAAGUCAUAAAUAUUAAUUAA